GCGUCAUUCGAGCACGCGCACGUCUUCUGUGGCGUCGUAGUACUACCCUCGCAGUGAGGCGAAAACGGUGGGAGUGGGGGAAAGAGAGGUCCAGACUGAACAAAAUGGCUGCCUCAUCUUCAUCUUCAGCUGGUGGAGUUAGUGGAAGUUCUGUAACUGGAUCUGGGUUCAGUGUCUCAGAUCUUGCCACACCACGAAAAGCUCUGUUUACCUACCCCAAAGGUGCUGGAGAAAUGUUAGAAGAUGGCUCAGAGCGCUUUCUCUGUGAAUCAGUUUUCAGCUACCAGGUUGCAUCUACACUAAAGCAAGUGAAACAUGAUCAGCAAGUUGCUCGAAUGGAAAAACUUGCUGGAUUAGUUGAAGAACUGGAAGCAGAUGAGUGGAGAUACAAGCCCAUAGAACAGCUUCUCGGGUUCACUCCUUCCUUGGGUUGAAAGCUUGUAGUUUGUUGAUGUGGAAAGAUCAAACACUUGCACAACUCCAUUUUAAACCAUUUAAUGGUUUUAUGCUGUACUCUUCCAGUAGAAUAAAGAAAAUCCAUAGCAGGCCAUUCUUUUACACAAUCCACUGAAUUAUGGUCACAUAUAAAAUCUGUUCAGUUUCUCACCAGCCUGGACAACUUGUCUCACAAGGGUGUGAUGUCUGCAAAUAAGGAGAUGCAAUCCGUUUGCAGAGAAUAACCUGUUUGCUUCAAGGUGAAGGAAUGGUUGCUUAAACUUAACAAGCCUUUAUGCUGACCUUGGAGGAUGUGUGCUGAAAGCUGGCCCCAUAAUUGGACCCUUGUUACUGUUCAAGUUAAACUCCUGGAGGGUAGAGUAAAAAGGCAUAAGACGUUGGCCUUAAGCUCUUCCUUUGAAGAUGGAUGUGAUAAAACAAUAGGACAGAUCACUUGAAGGGCAGAAGAAUGUUAACUGUUUCCUGUCUCUCAUAUAUCCUGUGUUUUGCGUAGUCUGCGUUUUCUCAGCUGUUUCUUUGUUAACUGUAUGUGGAAAUACUGACAGAGGAUGAGUGCUGUUAAAAGCAGGGCAAGUCUCUGAAAAGAGAUAUUGGCUGUUCUUUCCUUUGGUUCCAGUGCAUUUGAGCUGUCUGCUUGGCAAAUAAAUUAUUUCAACUACU
Varanus komodoensis (Komodo dragon) is the source of this 1116-nucleotide messenger RNA. It is a transcript of the gene ANAPC16, whose product is annotated as anaphase promoting complex subunit 16. Gene Ontology annotation, biological process: protein ubiquitination. Gene Ontology annotation, cellular component: kinetochore; anaphase-promoting complex; cytosol. The coding region runs from base 105 to 434 and encodes 109 amino acids. The record is from RefSeq and is a predicted model, not a curated record. The transcript is spliced from 4 exons. Lineage: Eukaryota; Metazoa; Chordata; Lepidosauria; Squamata; Varanidae.